GGCUUCGCGGUUCCACUGCCGGCCAACCAACGGCGAAGUGGCGAGUGGAGACCGGGCGCCCCGCUGUUGGAGGCCAUGGCCGUGAGGAGCGCGCCGUGCAUGCUUGCCGUGGCAUUCGUCGCCGCCGCUUGGGUCUCCGUUGCGUCUUCAGUUCCUGAGCAGGCAGGCAGCAGCCAGAAGGCUGUCAAUUGUAUGCCUUGCUCUAGGACGUACAUUGCCGACACAUAUCUUGACGCCUUGACGGGACAGCUUGCCGAACACCGUGACUUAACUGAAGUGUCUGAUACUGCUGACUUGUGUAAAGGACUUACUGAUGACCUUGAUGUGCCUAUGGUUUCAGAAGUGCACAGACAACUGGUUGGUGAAGGUUCCCACCGCCGUUUAGUCUAUUCUGUCAAAUUUGGUAACUGCAAAGAUGCUAUGUUAAAAUUCUUUGAUGACUAUGAUGCCAAUCUAGUGAUAAUUGAAAAGCUCCCCAGUGGGGUAUUUGCUGACCCGUUUGAGCUUCAACAUUUUGUUGAGCGGAAAGUUUUCCUUGAUGUUGGGGUUUUUGGAGACACGAAUCUUGAACUACCCUCGGCUCUGUCCAACCGGUCAGCUGUCGAGAUUCAUUUUGAUCUCAAGCCAAGCAAGUCAAGGGACUGUAACCUUGUAGUAGAGCUUCCUCUCCACGCUAGAUACCCGAAGAAUAUUUAAGCUAGUGAACAGUGUGGGAGAUGGAUAUCUGGAUAAACUAAAAAUUCUGAUGAACUGAACCAUGGCAAGAAAAGGUCUGCAGUGUACAGUCAAUCAAGAGACUAGGAAAUCUGGCACGACAUCUGCUUGUCCAAUGUUCUUUCUCCCAACAAAUCUGGCACAACUUUCUGUCCAAGCUGAACCUGCUAAGCUGCAUGCCCCGGGCUGAUAAGAAUUUUAACACCUGGUUCGCUUCAGCCGCCGCCGGUGCUAUCCCUACCUUGCAAAAAGGUGUCAAAUCACUUAUCUUGCUCACCAUCUGGCGGCUAUGGAAGACUAGGAAUGAGGUGGUUUUCAAGGAACUUACCCCCAACAGGUUGGAUUUGGUCGUUUCCAUUCUUGAGGAAGCAAAGCUAUGGAUGUAAGCUGGUGCUAAGGCACUUCGUCGCCUACCCCUGCACUCCAGGCCCCCAGAUGGCAUGUUAAACUAGAGCAUGCCAGGCUAACAAAUGUUAGCCUUGAGUCUUUCUCUUUCUUUUUUGGUUGUUCUUUGUUUGCUUUAGUUGUCCUUUCUUUUCUGUUCUUUUUGGUUGGUAGCUUGGCUACGCUGUUGUUCUGCCCGCUUUCUUUGCGGUUUCUUCUAAUAUACAACAAAGACACGCGCUUUGGCGUGUGUUUGAGAAAAAAGAGACUAGGAAAUCAGAAACACAUACCUUAAACUGAAUGCUAAUAAUUAAGUUGCGUGAAAUCACUGUUCAUCGUAUAUUUGUGCGUUUACGCUUCCAUCUCUGUAGGUUGGGUUCAAUAUUUUCCCGGACUGUGGAUCUCUGGCUACCUAAAUUUCACAUGAUUUUAGAAUAUUUUACAAAGAUUGGUAUCAAGAGAUUGAGUGAAACAAGGGACAGUGCAAUGCUUAUGGUGAAGAGGAAAGCAAUAGGAGUGUAUUUGGUUUAAUUUUCUAGGAAACACCAACUUUAGAUAUGUAACGGAAUCUUGCACCUGAAAUGCUCUUAAGUACGUUGGAAAAACUGGUGGACGUUAUAGGAAAUAACAAGAGAAUAAUGAAGAAAGCCAACUUUUGUAGCAACGUUCACUGACCCCACCCUCAUUUCCAUGUUAUAACUUGCUGUUGGGCUUGUAGUUUUAGAUUCCAAAUGGACUCCUUUUUUUAUCUUAUCAUGUUUGACUUCUCAUAUAUAGAAUCAGCAUAAAUAAUUGCAGGGUUUGUAAAAAAGGUGGCUCUGAAUUAUUUGCUUUUUUGCCAGUAUAUUCUUCAUAUGGUCUUAGCGAAUCAGUAUUCAUUAUCCCUUUAAGAUUCUGCCAUCUAGUCCUAUUUCAGA
Messenger RNA from Lolium rigidum, 2015 nucleotides. Its product is annotated as phosphatidylinositol-glycan biosynthesis class X protein-like. Gene Ontology annotation, cellular component: endoplasmic reticulum membrane. The transcript has 4 exons. Bases 76 to 696 code for a protein of 206 amino acids. The record is from RefSeq and is a predicted model, not a curated record. Lineage: Eukaryota; Viridiplantae; Streptophyta; Magnoliopsida; Poales; Poaceae. Gene Ontology annotation, biological process: GPI anchor biosynthetic process.